CUACGCGCAUGCGCGGUGUAUUGAGUUUGGCGCGCGGGACUACACAAGGAAACCUACAGAACUGCGUGCUGUUGUCCGUACUACUACAUAGUGUUAAUAACAUUUCAGAUUAGCUUUUAUUGACCUAAUUACAAGGAACCAACAUGUGGAACCAGGGAGGGCACAGUGAGAGUAUGGGCGGAGGUUACACUCAGUCUCCAGGAGGCUUUGCAUCACCUGCCCUAUCCCAGGGAGGAGAGAAGAAAGGGAGAACCCGUGCCACACAGAUAAUCCCCUGCACAGUGUCUCAGAUGAUGUGUGCUUCCCAGGCUGAUGAAGCCUUCAAAGUAGGAGAUGUGGAAGUUUCCCAGGUUACCAUUUUGGGUAUCAUCAGGAGCACAGACAAAUCCAUGACGAACAUCCAGUAUAAGGUCGACGACAUGACGAGUGCUCCCAUGGAUGUGAAGCAGUGGGUAGACACGGAGGAUCCCGGUGUGGACAGCACCGUCCUGCCUCCGGGCACGUAUGUCAAAGUCUCUGGCAAUCUGCGCUCCUUUCAGAACCACCGAUCUAUCGUGGCAUUCAGUGUCAGGCCCGUUGAGGACAUGAACGAGAUCACCUCGCAUAUGCUGGAGGUUGUCCAAGCGCACAUGGCACUCGGCAAAUCUCAGACCAUGACGGGUGCCGGAGGAGGAAUGAGCAGUGGCAUCACGCCCAUGUCGCGACCGGGCAACCUGGGAAACACGGGAAGCAUGGGAGGGAGCUAUGCAGGUGCUACCGACAUGACUAACAAUGGGUUAAGCAAAAACCAGAAUCAGGUUCUGAGUUUAAUCAGAGGCUGCCCAGACCCACAGGGCAUCAGCAUUCAGGACCUAAAGCAGAGACUCAAUGUCAUGAGUCUGGCUGUCAUAAAGCAAGCAGUGGAAUUCCUAAGCAACGAAGGUCACAUCUUUUCCACCAUCGACGAAGAUCACUACAAAUCAACAGACAAUGAUGAUUAGAUUGCUUCACCUUUUGGCACCAGUUAUUUGAGUUUAACCUGAUACAAGUCAUUCGGUUUUUAUAACUCAUAGCUAACAAUUAAAUCACAAUAAUGCCGCAGAACUGAGUGACCUAAGAAUCCUUCUGUGUUAAGGUACUGUAGUGGGUGUUAGUUGAAGAACACAUGGUUUAGGUUUGGUGAGACCUUUCGGUUUAAAUGUGUAUUCCUGAGGUUGCUUCUGCUAUUUUGCAAGUCCCAAAGGUGUUGCUGUUGAAGAAGCCGUUGUUGGCUGUUAAUACUGUUAUUCUGUAUUUUCCACCUCCAUUGUAAAGCAUUUUUGUAAUUUUAAAGAUUUGGAAAGCAAGUAUUCAAUUUAUUUUUGUUAAUGUAACUUACUUUUGCCAAAAUUAAAGAUUAUACAAAAUA
Molecule: messenger RNA, 1387 nt
Organism: Perca fluviatilis (European perch)
Lineage: Eukaryota; Metazoa; Chordata; Actinopteri; Perciformes; Percidae
Gene: rpa2
Product: replication protein A2
Exons: 9
Coding region: 144-980 (278 amino acids)
Biological process (GO): nucleotide-excision repair; DNA replication; double-strand break repair via homologous recombination
Cellular component (GO): nucleus; site of double-strand break; DNA replication factor A complex
Molecular function (GO): DNA binding
Source: RefSeq, a predicted model, not a curated record